Messenger RNA from Hippocampus comes (tiger tail seahorse), 1238 nucleotides. Its product is annotated as UV-stimulated scaffold protein A-like. Gene Ontology annotation, molecular function: RNA polymerase II complex binding. Gene Ontology annotation, biological process: response to UV; transcription-coupled nucleotide-excision repair. The transcript is spliced from 8 exons. The record is from RefSeq and is a predicted model, not a curated record. The coding region runs from base 334 to 1119 and encodes 261 amino acids. NCBI's taxonomy places the organism in Eukaryota, Metazoa, Chordata, Actinopteri, Syngnathiformes, Syngnathidae. Gene Ontology annotation, cellular component: chromosome.
UUCACGAAGUCAGGUGCUAAUCAGCGUCUGUUGAGUAGAGCACUGUAUCUUAAAAGCUCCCUCGAAGCUUCCCUGCUGAAAUUGAGGAAGUUGAACAUUGACUCUCAGAACAGAAAGGCUUCAUCAGUUGAAGAGGAUGAUGAAGACGACAGUGAUUUCAUUGAGGUACCAGAAAAAGAACGAUAUGAGUCCGAUAUCUUUGGUCAUCUAAAAGUGGAAGAUGGUUUGGGUUCCACUUCAUCCACUCCAGCACCAUCACAGCAUGUCCCGAAAAGCAUUGUUACUGGAACAUCUUCCAGUCUACCACAAGCUCCCUCCGCCUACUCCAGGAGAAUGAAAAGACUCAAAGAAGAAGAAAAGGACCCAACUUGUGCUGCUGCAACCUUCCACAUCUUCCAAAACAGCCUUACCAUGACUGCAUCAUCCAGUAGCACUUCUGAACCCAGUUCAACUCAGUCCAACAAAGACCAAACAACUUCUCAGGCUCCAGUCGUUCCAUUUGGUUUGGAUUUGUAUUACUGGGGCCAGGAGCAGCCUAACUCUGGCAAGAUCACCAAAUCAGCCUCUCAGCAUCAAUUCUGGGUUCCAGCUGAUGUGGAAGAGGAGGUGGAAAACAAGGAGCUUAAGGUUGAGAGCAGAUGCAGAUACAUCUCUUUCCCUGGGCAAUUCACUCCUGUCAGCCACUAUUGUAAUGCACCAUUAGGCAAUGGGAAGAUGUGUAAGAGACAAGACCGAUUGAAGUGCCCUUUCCAUGGCCGUAUUGUUCCGCGAGAUCAGGAGGGUCGGCCCUGCAGCCAGGAGGACCGUCAGAGAGAAGAGCAGCAUAGGAUGAAGACAAAGAAGAAACAUGACUGGCAUGAUGCAGGACUAGUUCGAGACAUUGAGAUUGCAACAGGACAAAACCUAGGUUCUGAAAGACUGGAUAAACGGCGCAAAAGAAAGAAGAAUAAAUACCCCAACCUCAGCAAUCUGAAGGACAGCGCCAACACAUCACGGGCUCGGCUUGAGAAGCGGAUAUUCAACAAGAGCGCCAUGCGCAGAGUUGCUGAGACGAUGAAUAAAGUUGACAGGAAAAAGCAUGAAAAGUUUUCCAACCAAUUCAAUUAUGCCCUCAACUGACCUUCACAGUUAUUUUUCAUUAGUUUUGUUUAUCAAUAAUUGUACAGUGAUCCUUCACCACUUUGCGCUUUAAAUUUUGUGGCUUCAGUGUUUUGCGUUUUUUUUUUGUUUUUUUUUCC